UCGAGAUCGUCGAAUCUAAUUAUCUUUAUGACCACAUUUGUCUUUCACUUUAAAAAGAAAAUGAUACUGAAAUAAUUUGCAUCCUACCUCCUCUCUCAGUUCCUUUUAUAUCUCAUGUACCAAGCAAGAAGAAGAGGAAGGAACCCUUUUUCGCAUUUUAAUUACUAAACUGACUUGUUCUGUGUAGACGCUCAAGCUCUGAUUAGCCUUUGAGAUCUAAGAUGGGCGAGCCACUAGGACUACUCCAGGUGACUGUUAUUCGAGGAAAGAAACUGGUGAUCCGAGACUUCAAGUCAAGUGAUCCUUACGUGAUUGUCAAACUGGGAACUGAGUCAGCCAGGACCAAAGUGAUAAACAACUGCUUGAAUCCUGUGUGGGAUGAGGAACUGAGCUUUACACUCAAAGACCCUGCAGCAGUUCUUGCCUUGGAAGUGUUUGAUAAAGAUAGGUUCAAGGCAGAUGACAAGAUGGGUCAUGCUACUCUCAGCCUUCAACCGCUUAUCUCAGUAGCCAGACUAAGGCAUAUAGUGCGCGUCUCCUCUGGUGAGACAACGCUUAGGAAAGUGUUGCCGGAUUCUGACAACUGUGUAUCUCGGGAGAGCACAAUCAGCUGCAUAGACGGGGAGGUUGUGCAGAGCGUGUGGCUGAAGCUGUGCGCUGUUGAAUCAGGUGAGAUUGAGUUGAAGAUCAAGUUUAUUGAUCCUCCUGGAACAAAGGAGCAUUAGGGAUUUUAUGAUGCUACAUGUGUGGGGGUAGUUAGUUUGUAGCAAGCAACUCGUUUGUCUAGUGAUUACUGCAACAUGUAAUGGUCUUUGUAGCAAGCAACCCGUUUGCCGUUGUUCCACAACAUGUAAUGGCAACUAAUGUUUUCUCAGUACAACUCUUUUGACUUCAGCUUGUUGACGUGUUGCCAGGUCAGAGAAGUGUGUCUAUUGUUAUAGAACGCAAAGUGUGUAUAUUGUUUAAGUUUGUGUGUCAUGAGACUCCUUAACUUUGUAUUUGAGAGCUGCAAUGAAAGUGUGUUAACUAACAUUGAUACACUCCUAGUGAACUGUGGAAGCCAGUGAUGUUUACCUUUACCCACUCACCCAGAUGCUUAGUGAAUUGGGAGGUAGAUUUCUUCAGAGUUUGUUUAACAUUUUCCAAAACCACAUAAAUUUUGCUACAAAUGUCUAUUAAAAGGAUCAAAUAACACUAUACAUGAAUCCAGAAGUACAUACAGUUCAAGACUUUAUUCUCUUUGCUUCACUUUACAUUUGCAUGGCUAAGGAGAUGAGCUCAGUGCUAAGUGCUCAGUCCUCAAUACUUACUCAUUUGAAGGCACUGAAAAGAACUCCUUCAGAAGCAUUCAGGGUUGAUCAUCUUCCAAGUUUUUUCAUUGACUGGCUUUUCUCUCAUCAUCAGGCUUCCCCAGACCAUUGCAGUUCUCAAACUUGUGCAGUUCAGAUUCAAUGGUUUUAGCUAUCUGAACACGUUCAGCUUCAGGCUCAGGAAAACCAACGUGGAACGAUCCUUGCUUUGCAGGUUCUGCUUGCCCCUGUGUCUCAUAAUGGUGCUUCACAUAGUUGUAUAGCUGUUGAUGAAAGGGAUGAUC
Messenger RNA from Eruca vesicaria subsp. sativa (arugula), 1594 nucleotides. Lineage: Eukaryota; Viridiplantae; Streptophyta; Magnoliopsida; Brassicales; Brassicaceae. The record is from the annotation of a GenBank genome assembly.